Erinaceus europaeus (western European hedgehog) is the source of this 8933-nucleotide messenger RNA. RefSeq names its product ankyrin repeat domain containing 11 (gene ANKRD11). The coding region runs from base 156 to 8282 and encodes 2708 amino acids. The record is from RefSeq and is a predicted model, not a curated record. Gene Ontology annotation, molecular function: protein binding. The transcript has 14 exons. Gene Ontology annotation, cellular component: nucleus. NCBI's taxonomy places the organism in Eukaryota, Metazoa, Chordata, Mammalia, Eulipotyphla, Erinaceidae. Gene Ontology annotation, biological process: anatomical structure morphogenesis.
CUCUUUGCUUUCAGAAUACACGCAGCUCUGCCCCGGGACUCACUGCUAUUGGAUUUAAUACCCAGUCACCAUCCGCCUCAGCUUUCAGCUAUGGAAUCGACGGUUGAUGAUGACGCGGUAGCAGUAUAGAUGAACAUCACGUGAGGAGAAGAACAAUGCCCAAGGGUGGGUGUUCUAGAACACCACAGUCAGAAGAGUGUUCUGUCAGCAACGACAUGGUGGAGAAGCAGACGGGGAGAAAGGAUAAAGAUAAAGUUUCUCUAACCAAGACUCCAAAGCUGGACCGCAGUGAUGGAGGAAAGGAGGUGAGAGAGCGAGCCACCAAACGGAAGCUGCCCUUCACUGUGGGCGCCAAUGGAGAGCAGAAGGACUCGGACACAGCCAUGGCCUGCAGUUUGCACCUGUGUCCUAGAACAGCCCAAACCAUCUUGGCACCACCCAGCGGCUCCACCUGGCAUUCAUGGACUUCAGGGAGGACCCCUAGUUUCCCACCAGCAGAAAAAAAGAUGCCUCCAGCCCAGUCCAUGUCGUGGUACUGCAAGGCUGGUUCGCUCCUCGAAGCGCCAUGGCAUGAAAUGGAGGUUCCUAGAAGCAAGAAGAAAGAGAAGCAGGGUCCUGAGCGGAAGAGGAUUAAGAAGGAGCCCGUCACCCGGAAGUCGGGGCUGCUAUUUGGCAUGGGGCUGCCUGGGAUCCGAGCCGGCUACCCUCUCUCCGAGCGCCAGCAAGUGGCCCUCCUCAUGCAGAUGACAGCAGAGGAAUCUGCAAAUAGCCCAGUAGACACAACACCAAAGCACCCCUCCCAGGCAACAGUGUGUCAGAAGGGGACGCCUAACUCUGCCUCAAAAACCAAAGAUAAAGUGAACAAGAGGAAUGAGCGUGGAGAGACACGCCUACACCGGGCUGCCAUCCGGGGAGACGCCCGACGCAUUAAGGAGCUCAUCAGCGAGGGGGCCGAUGUCAAUGUCAAGGACUUUGCAGGCUGGACUGCACUACAUGAGGCCUGUAACCGGGGCUACUACGAUGUGGCAAAGCAGUUGCUGGCUGCAGGUGCUGAGGUGAACACCAAGGGCCUAGACGAUGACACACCUCUGCACGACGCUGCCAACAAUGGGCACUACAAGGUGGUGAAGCUAUUGUUGCGAUAUGGAGGGAACCCCCAGCAGAGCAACCGGAAGGGCGAGACACCACUGAAGGUAGCCAGCUCCCCGACCAUGGUGAACCUACUGCUGGGAAAAGGCACCUAUACGUCCAGUGAAGAGAGCUCCACCGCAGAGAGCUCAGAGGAGGAAGAUGCUCCUUCAUUCGCACCAUCCAGCUCAGUGGAUGGCAAUAAUACAGACUCUGAGUUUGAGAAAGGACUCAAGCACAAGGCUAAGAAUGCAGAGCCGCAGAAGGCUGUGGCCCCUAUCAAGGACGAGUAUGAGUUUGACGAGGACGACGAGCAGGACAGAGUUCCUCCAGUGGAUGACAAACAUCUACUAAAGAAAGAUUACAGAAAAGAAACAAAGUCAAACAGUUUUAUUUCUAUACCUAAAAUGGAAGUGAAAAGUUACACUAAAAAUAACACAAUUGCACCAAAGAAAGCAGCUCAUCGCAUCUUGUCAGACACGUCAGAUGAGGAGGAUGUCAGUGUCACCAUGGGCACAGGAGAGAAACUGAGACUCUCAGCACACACAAUGUUGCCCAGUAAUAAAACCAGAGAGCCUUCGAAUUCCAAGCCACAGAAGGAAAAAAGUAAAGUUAAGAAGAAGCGAAAGAAAGAAACAAAAGGCAAAGAAGUUCGUUUUGGAAAAAGAAACGACAAGUUCUGUUCCUCAGAGUCAGAAAGUGAGACCUCAGAGAGUGGUGAGGAUGAUGGGGACUCGGUGGGGAGCUCCAGCUGCCUCAAGGAGUCCCCAUUGGUGCUGAAGGACCCCUCCCUGUUCAGUUCCUUGUCUGCCUCCUCCACCUCGUCUCAUGGGAGCUCUGCUGCCCAGAAGCAUAACCCCAGCCACACCGACCAGCACACCAAGCACUGGCGGACAGACAAUUGGAAAACCAUCUCUUCUCCUGCCUGGUCAGAGGUCAGCUCUUUAUCAGACUCCACAAGGACGAGACUGACAAGUGAGUCUGAUUGUUCCUCUGAGGGCUCCAGUGUGGAAUCACUGAAGCCUGUGAGGAAGAGACAGGAACAUAGGAAAAGGGGCAGCCUGCAGAGCACUCUGACCGAGAAAAGGAGCUCCAUCCACUCCAGUGGGGAUGGUGCCAUUCCCAAGCUGGACAAAGAAGGAAAAGUUGUCAAAAAACACAAAAUGAAACAUAAACAUAAAAGUAAGGAGAAAGGGCUGUGUUCAGUGAGUCAGGAGCUCAAGUUGAAAAGUUUCACUUAUGAAUAUGAGGACUCCAAGCAACGGUCAGAUAAGGCCAUACUUUUAGACAAUGAUAUUUCCACUGAAAAUAAGAUAAAAGUAUUAAAACAUGAUAGAGACCACUUUAAGAAAGAAGAAAAACUUAGCAAAAUGAAAUCAGAAGAAAAGGAAUGGCUGUUUAAAGAUGAGGUGUUAAAGGUCUCCAAAGAUGAAAAAUCACUCAAGAGAAUCAAAGACAUGAACAAAGACAUGAGCAGGCCUUUCCGAGAAGAGAAAGACCGUUCAAAUAAGGCUGAAAAGGAAAAACUAGUCAAGGAAAAGUCCCCAAAAGAGGAAAAACUCCGGCUAUACAAAGAGGAAAGAAAGAAAAAAUCCAAAGAUAGGUCCUCAAAACUAGAGAAAAAGAAUGACUUUAAAGAGGAUAAACUUUCAAAAGAAAAGAUUUUCAAAGAAGACAAAAUUAAAAAAGAAAAAGUAUAUAGGGAAGAGUCUGCUUUUGAUGAGUACUGUAACAAAAGUCAAUUUCUAGAGAGCGAAGACACCAAGUUUAGCCUUUCCGAUGACCAGCAGGAAAGGUGGUUUUCUGACUUGUCAGACUCAUCCUUUGACUUCAAGGGGGAAGACAGUUGGGACUCUCCUGUUACUGACUAUAGAGAUAUUAAAAGUGACUCUGUGGCCAGGCUGAUCUUGGAGACGGUAAAGGAGGACAGCAAGGAGAAGAGGCGGGAAAACAGAGCCCGGGACAAGCGAGAACAUGGUGAACGGCGAAGUGACAGAGACACAUUCUUCAGAAAGAAAGACAGGGACUAUCUGGACAAGAACUCUGACAAGAGAAAAGACCAAGCCGAGAAGCAUAAAAGCAUCCCCAGCUACCUCUCAGACAAGGACAAGAAGAGGAGAGAGUGUGGCGACGGUGGGCGGGACCGAAAGGACCGAGAGCUGGGUGAGGGCGGCCGAGAUAGAAAGGAGCCACUGGACACCACCAAGGAGCGCAAGGAUGGCAGGGUCAGGCCUGAGGAGGAGCUGAAGGAUCACAGCAGUGAGAACGUCUUCAAGGACAGGCCCGACUGUGACUUUGGCAAGAACCUGGAACCUUGGGAAAGGCAUCAUCUGGUGAGAGAGAAAGAGAAGAAGGAAAAGUCCAAGUCAGAGAAGUAUAAAGAGAAGUCCAGCGACAAGGACAAAAGUGAAAAAUCUAUCCUUGAAAAAUGUCAAAAAGACAAAGAGUUUGAUAAGUGUUUUAAAGAAAAAAAGGAUGCUAAGGAUAAGCAUAAAGAUCUCUACAGCAAAGACAAAGAAAGAAAGUCAAGUCUUGACCAAGUUAAGGAGAAGAAGGAGAAGACUUUCCCUGGAAUCAUCUCUGAAGACUUUCCUGAAAAAAAAGAUGAAAAGAAAGGUAAAGAGAAGAGCUGGUACAUUGCUGAUAUAUUCACAGACGAAAGUGAAGAUGAAAAGGAUGACUACCCAGCAGGUGGAUUCAAGAUUUCAGAGACCAAUGACAUGCAGAAGGCUGACAGCCUCCAGGAGAGGGAAGACACCAGAGAGCCCUGCCCCUUGGACAGGCAUAGGAAGAGCUCUGCUGACCGGCUGCAUUCUGAGAAGCAGAAGGACAAAGAACUCAAAGAAAAGAAAAAGGGAACCACCGAAGGCGGGAAAGACAAGAAAGAAAAGGUCUUUGAAAAACACAAAGAGAAGAAAGAUAAGGAAUCCACAGAAAAGUAUAAGGACAGGAAAGAUCGAACUUCAGUGGAUUCCACACAAGAGAAGAGAAGCAAACCGAAGCUCCCUGAGAAGGGGGAGAAGAAGGCCUCUGCAGAAGAUAAGAUCAGGAGCAGGCACAGAGAGAGGCCUGACAAGGAGCACUGCCGAGAACGGAAGGUGUCUAGGAGCAGUGAGAUGGAGCGGAGUCUGCUGGAGAAGCUGGAGGAGGCAGCUCUGCAGGAAUUCAGGGAUGACUCCAAUGACAAGAUAAGUGAAGUAUCAUCUGACAGCUUCCCCGACAGAGGUCAGGACCCAACCCUGAGUGCCCUCCUGGAGGUGUCCUUCCCAGAGCCCCUAGAAGAUAAGGCCAAGGACAAGGAGAGACUCCGACACUCUUCGUCCUCCUCCAAGAAAAGCCAUGACCGGGAGAAAGUCAAGAAGGAAAAGUCUGAAAAGCGAGACAAGAGUGAAGACUACAAGGACUCAAGCAGCAGGAAAGACCCAGGCCCUUAUGAGAAGGAGUUCCUGGAUGCAGACUCUUACAGCCUUUCUUACAGCUCAAAAGCUGAUCUUGAGGAUGAACUCGACAAGGCUAUUGAAUUGCUUUCUGCUGAAAAGAAAGACAAAAAUGAUUCAGAACGGGAGACCUGCAAGAAGCUAGAAAAGGAGCUAAAACCUUAUGGCUCCAGCGCCCUCAACCUCCUAAAAGAGAAGAGACGCCGGGAGCGGCACCGGGAGAAGGAGCGACACCGGGAGCGGCAUGGGGAUGGUCUCCAGAGGCACCACAAGGAGGAGCAGAAGCCCACAGUGAAAGAUAAAGACACCCUGAUCAACUCUCUCAAAGACAAGACCAGGGACGACAGCCUCAAGCUGGGAGAGACCAAACUGAAGGAGAAGUUCAAGGACAACCCCGAGAGAGAAAAAGACUCGGUGAAGCUGAGCAAUGGGAAUGAGCGGCUGCCCCUGUCCCGGGAGGCAACCAGAAAAGACACCAAGCCUCGAGAGAAGCUCCUCGGUGACGGGGACCUGAUGAUGACCAGCUUUGAAAGAAUGCUGUCCCAGAAAGACCUGGAAAUUGAGGAGCGGCACAAGCGGCACAAGGAGAGGAUGAAGCAGAUAGAGAAGAUGCGACACAGGUCUGGAGACCCGAAGCUCAAGGACCGGGCGAAGCUUACUGACGACGCGCGGAAGAAAAGCCUGGAUGGCCCUCUGAAGAAGCCCCCAGGGUUGGACUCUGCCCUGAAAGACAAGAAGCCCAAGGACUUAGCUCCAACUGCCCCGGCCACUGAGAGCAAACCCCACCCCGGAGCUACCACAGACACCAGAGACUGGCUUUCUCAUGGGAAAGAGGUCCUGCCCGCCUCUCCCCGGCCUGACCAGCACCGGCCCACCGGGGUACCCGCUCCAGCAUCAGUGCUGUCCUGCCCUAGCUAUGAAGAAGCCAUGCACACACCCCGGACGCCAUCCUGCAGUGCCGACGACUACCCUGACCUCAUGUUUGACUGUACAGAACCCCCACCCGUCCCCAGUGUGGCUGCCAGCACCGGCUCCCCUUCCUUCUUUGAUAGGUUCUCCAUGGCAGCAACUGGGGGCUCAGAAACCCCAAGCCAGACACCUACGCGGCCCGUGUGCACAAGCCUGUACCGCUCUGUCUCUGUGGACAUCAGAAGAACCCCCGAGGAAGAAUUCAGUGUGGGGGACAAGCUUUUCAGGCAGCAGAGUGUCCCUGCUGCACCCAGUUAUGAGUCCCCCAGGCAGCACUUGGAAGACAAGGCCCCUGGGCCCCCAGGCCCUACGGACAAGUUUGCCUGCCUGUCCCCAGGGUAUUACUCCCCUGACUAUGGCAUACCUUCCUCCCCCAAAGGAGAGACUCUGCAAUGCCCGCCUCCAGCUGGGGUCACUAUCGCCCCAUCCCCAGAAACCACCUUCUCCAGUCUGCAAGUCAAGUCCCCCACCUCCCACAGGGAUGCGCUGCUGACCCCUUCCAUGGAGGGGGCCCUUCCCCCUGACUUGGGCAUUCCCCUGGAUGCCACGGAGGACCAGCAAGCUACUGCUGCCAUUAUCCCCCCAGAGCCCAACUACCUGGAGCCCCUAGAUGAAGGUCCCUUCAGUGCAGUCAUCACAGAGGCACCCAUGGAGUGGGCGCACCCCACUGCCUCUGACCAGGCUCUUGCUUCCAGCCUGAUGGGCAGUGCCUCUGAAAACCCCGUCAGCUGGCCUGUAGGACCUGAACUUCUGCUCAAGUCUCCUCAGAGAUUCCCAGACUCCCCAAAACAUUUCUGCUCUACUGAGUCCCUCCACUCUGCUGCCCCGGGUACCUUCACCACAACGGAGCCCCCUUACCCCGCGUCACCUAUCUCUUACCCACUGUCGGUCCCUAAGCCAGGACUUGAGGAUGGCAAGGAUGAGACUGUGGAAGCUGUCUCUGUCACCAUCCCAGCUUCUGAGGAGCCUACCCCUUUCUCCCCUCCCACUAGGCUGGAGUCCUUCUUCAGUAACUGCAAGCCACUUCCAGAAGCACCCCCUGAUGCACCCUCAGAACCUGCGAGCAUGACCCCUGGAGCUCCAGUGGAGGCUCUGGGAUCCCUAGAAAGUAACUUCCUAGAAAAUGGCCACAGCCUGGCAGCCCUUGGCCAGGUGGAACCAGUGACCUGGACUGAUGCUUUCCCCAACUCCGAAGAUGACUUGGACCUAGGGCCCUUCUCGCUGCCAGAGCUGCCUUUGCAAAGCAAGGAUGUAUCUGAUGUUGAGACGGACCCUGUGGAAGAAAGUCCUCUAGUCCCUCCAGAGAGUGCCCCUGUGGGGACAUCUGUGGCGAACUGUGGGGAAGAUGGAGCCAUAGCUGCUGAAGAGCAGCUCCCACCGCCUCCUGAGCAGGUGGUCCCCGGACUCCCUUCAGAGCCCGAGACCCCCAAGGAACCAAAGCCAGACAUAACACAGGAGGCUCCAGGGGACACAGGGGCUGUAUCCGAGCGGAAGGCUCCCGAGGACACCGACUCCUACGCUGGGGCCCCGGCACCAUCUGAGCCGUGUCCUCUGGGGAAUGGAGAGGAGGAGGGUGAGGGCCAAGAGCCCUUGGCUGCAGCCCACUGUGUGCCUGACACCCCCAUGGAUGAGCCAGAUGCGACUAGCCCUCAGGACCAUGCUGGCUUGGAGGGCCCUCCGGGGAGCAGUCAGCCUGAGGUUGCAGAACCAGAACCCAAACCCUCGGCUGAGGCCCCAAAGGUAACAACCCGUGUGGAGGAGGUGCCCCAGCGCAUGACCAGGACCCGGGCACAGAUGUUAGCCAACCAGAGCAAGCAGAGCUCGCCCCCUACCGAGAAGGACCCUGCCCCUGCACCCAGAGCUAAGGGUCGAGGCUCAGAGGAGGAAGAUGCCCAGGCCCAGCAUCCACGCAAGCGCCGCCUCCAGCGCUCCGGACAGCCACUGCCACAGCCGCUGAACACACCCACACGCCAGACAAGGGAGGUGAUUCAGCAGACUUUGGCUGCCAUUGUGGAUGCCAUCAAGCUGGAUGCCAUCGAGCCCUACCACAGUGACCGCUCCAACCCAUACUUCGAGUACCUGCAGAUCCGCAAGAAGAUUGAGGAGAAGCGGAAGAUCCUUUGCUACAUCACCCCCCAGGCCCCACAGUGCUAUGCUGAGUAUGUCACUUACACGGGCUCCUACCUCCUAGACGGCAAGCCUCUCAGCAAGCUGCACAUCCCUGUGAUCGCACCCCCACCCUCCUUAGCGGAGCCCCUGAAGGAACUAUUCAAGCAGCAAGAGGCUGUGCGGGGCAAGCUGCGCCUGCAGCACAGCAUCGAGCGGGAGAAACUCAUAGUGUCAUGUGAGCAGGAGAUCCUGCGGGUUCACUGCCGGGCAGCCAGGACCAUCGCCAACCAGGCCGUGCCAUUCAGCGCCUGCACCAUGCUGCUGGACUCGGAGGUGUACAACAUGCCCCUCGAGAGCCAGGGCGAUGAGAACAAGUCUGUACGGGACCGUUUCAAUGCCCGGCAGUUCAUCUCCUGGCUUCAGGAUGUGGAUGACAAAUAUGACCGCAUGAAGACGUGUCUCCUGAUGCGGCAGCAGCAUGAAGCAGCGGCCCUCAAUGCAGUGCAGAGGAUGGAGUGGCAGCUAAAGGUCCAGGAGCUGGAUCCGGCUGGUCAUAAGUCUCUGUGUGUGAAUGAGGUGCCGUCCUUCUACGUGCCCAUGGUUGAUGUCAAUGACGACUUCGUGCUCUUGCCUGCCUGAUGCAGUGCCACAGUCACACAGGACACCGGCGAGGGCCACACGGCCAUCAGCACUGCUGCCGAGUCCCUUGGGGACACCAGGCAAGAGGCCACACCCGCCCCUAGAGUGCGGCUCUUGUACCCCGCCCACCGUGGGAGGAUGAGGUGCUGUGCAGAUCCGAGGGCUGCACGGCAGUCCAGGAGCUGCAGACGGAGUGCGUUGUCUACAAUGUCUUGUUCCAUUCUGAUCAACUAAAGGAAAUACAAUUCAGGCAUCCACCCUCAAAAACAGUGACCUCCCAAUGGGAGGGAAAGGACAGCGCCGUGCCGAGCCAGGGCCCGGCUGCGCCGCCUGCGCCAGAGGGACACGGAGCCAGGACUCUCCUGUCGUGUUUUUAAUGGAGUCAAAUCCACGUGGUUUGUAUAUUUUUUCCUUUAAUCUUGGGCAUUUUGUUUCUCUUUCUGAGAACAUAACUUGAAACACUACAGAGCCAAUAAUCAUAUAAAAAGUGUACCCGUAAACGCUGUACAGUUUUAUACACAUUCACAAUGUACUUUUGCUGCCUUCUAGAUAAUUUAUUUUGCAACACAUUACUGCACAGUUGUAAAUAACUUAUGUACUGUAACAUCACUUCAGUUAUGUGUAAAGAAAUAAAUAAAUUAAUUAAAUGCU